Molecule: messenger RNA, 2367 nt
Organism: Miscanthus lutarioriparius
Lineage: Eukaryota; Viridiplantae; Streptophyta; Magnoliopsida; Poales; Poaceae
Source: the annotation of a GenBank genome assembly
AUGAACCGUGGCGGCGAUCGCUCGGGUGGCCCCUCCAACGGCGGAGACCGCUCUGGAGCCCGGUUCCAGCGGGGUCCCUCCCGCUGGUCCGGCAGCGGCGGCGGCGGAUUAGGGGGUAGCCCACCCCAUCGCUACUCCUCCCGCGGCGCGGCAGAUGGCGGUGGUGGAGGGGGCGGGGGCGGGGGCGGGGGCGGUGGCGGGAGGUUCCACCCCUACCGUGGUUCUUCCGACUAUUCUAGCGGCGGUGGAGGGUACAGAGGCGGUGGUGGCGGCGGGAACGACUUCGGCGAGCAGAGGCAACGCUAUGGCGGCGGCAACAGAGGCGGAGGCCGUGGGGAUUUCCAAGAUCAUGAUAGUAGAAGUAACUAUGUCAAACUUUUUGUCGGAUCUGUUCCAAGGACAGCAACUGAAGAAGACGUUCGGCCUUUAUUUGAGGAACAUGGAGAUGUUCUUGAAGUUGCUUUAAUUAAGGAUAGGAAGACUGGUGAACAACAAGGUUGUUGUUUUGUUAAAUAUGCUACUUCUGAAGAGGCAGAGAGGGCCAUCAGGGGUCUGCACAAUCAGUACACUUUACCUGGAGCGAUGGGCCCUAUUCAAGUUAGAUAUGCUGAUGGUGAAAGGGAACGGCAUGGGGCCACCGAGCACAAAUUAUUUGUCGCGUCCCUCAAUAAGCAAGCAACUCCAAAGGAGAUUGAAGAGAUAUUUGCCCCAUAUGGUCAUGUGGAAGAUGUUUACAUUAUGAGAGAUGGCAUGAGGCAGAGCCGAGGCUGUGGCUUUGUCAAAUUCUCGUCAAAAGAGUCAGCAGUGGAAGCUAUGAAUGCCCUUAAUGGGACUUACAUAAUGAGGGGGUGCGAGCAACCAUUAGUCAUUAGAUUUGCUGAUCCUAAGAGGCCUAGACCUGCAGAAUUGAGGGGUGGCCCUGCAUUUGGAGGUCCUGGUUUCAGUCCUCGAUCGGAUGCAGCACUUGUUAUCAGGCCAACAGCCAAUCUUGAUGAAUCAAGGGGUCGGCAUAUGCCUCCUGAAUCUUGGCAUCCAUCAAGUCCAAGGUCAAUGGCACCCAACCAAUAUAAUAAUUUUGGAUCUGACAAUCCCUUGGCACUAAGUGGUGGCACUGUAACAUCAGCAGAUAAUGCUGCUUUUCGGCCUCCGAUGUUCCCUGGAAAUGGUUCCUUGUCAAAUCAGACAGCUGUGCUGACUUCGUCACACAUGGGCAUGAACGCUCCCAUGGUACAAGGGCACCAUCUAGGAGGCCAACAGAUCCCAACCUUGCAAAAGCCACCUGGUCCACCACAGAAUUUCCCUGUACAACUGCAGAAUGCUCAGCCAGGACAGCCUCUGCAGGGGCCUGUUCCGCAGAUUGGGCAACUUCAGGUCCCACAAUCCACGGGACCUGUUUCAUUUGGCCAGAAUAUUUCAUCUAUGCAAUUACCUGGCCAACCUCCUGCAUCACAGCCGUUGAUGCAACAGAAUGCUUCUCUAGGUGCUUUACAGGCCCCUCCAUCUGUACAGUCCAAUUCAAUGCAAGCUGUUCCUGGCCAGCAGCAACUUCCCACCAGUGUUGCUCCCCAAAUGCUCCAGCAGUCGAUGCAGCAGAUGCCUUCACAAGCACCACAGUUGCUGCUUCAACAGCAGGCAGCUUUGCAGUCUAGUUAUCAAUCUUCACAGCAGGCGAUUUAUCAGCUUCAGCAACAGCUACAACUAAUGCAGCAGCAGUCUAACCUAAAUCAGCAACCCUCUGCACAGGUUCCUAAACAGCAGUCUGGGCAGCCAGUGCAAUCCAGUAACCCUGGUGCUCCGGGUGCCAUUGUUCCGAUAAACAUUAACGCAACUCCGCAGCAGGUUGGUUCACCUGCAGUUUCUUUAACCUGUAACUGGACAGAGCAUACCUCCCCUGAAGGUUUUAAGUACUACUACAAUAGCAUUACUCGAGAGAGUAAGUGGGAGAAGCCUGAAGAGUAUGUGCUGUAUGAGCAGCAGCAGAAACUGCUUUUGCUUCAACAGCACCAACAAAAGAUUGCUGUACAGCAACUGCAGUCACCGCCACAGGGUCAAUCACUUACAUCCAUGCAACCGAUUCAACAGCUUCCCCAGGCACAAGGACAAACACAAAUGCAUAUGAAACAGCAGGAAUUAAAUUAUUCCCAAUUUCAGGCAGCUGGUUCCAUUGAUCCCAACAGGAUUCAACAGCUGGGCAAGAACGUGCUUGGAAAAGUUAAAGCUGCAGGUCGCAAUAAUAAAGCACUAGUCAAGACUCAGGAAGUGAACAAAGCCCUUGUGAUUACCAACUGUAGGAGCAGCUUUUGUCUAGUGCCUCCACAGCCUGUCGCCCAUGCCGAUCAGUGUAACAUCGGAUUUAGAUUAGACUGA